Molecule: messenger RNA, 2475 nt
Organism: Annulohypoxylon maeteangense
Lineage: Eukaryota; Fungi; Ascomycota; Sordariomycetes; Xylariales; Hypoxylaceae
Product: UV radiation resistance protein and autophagy-related subunit 14-domain-containing protein
Exons: 2
Coding region: 446-2074 (542 amino acids)
Biological process (GO): SNARE complex assembly
Cellular component (GO): endosome; lytic vacuole
Molecular function (GO): SNARE binding
Source: RefSeq, a predicted model, not a curated record
CCCCAAAUGCUACGUACCUAAAAUGCCAUUUAAGAGACGCGUCGCUGCCCAAGAACCAUUAAGUUAAGGAUUAAGUAAUUUGACCCGGACUCGGAUUUAAGUGGAGUCGCAUGAUAAAGCCGAUAAGGCUGAUAAGGUUUGAUAAGGGGACUCCCUGUAAGGUCCUAACGUCACAAGGACCUCUUCGUCUUAUUCGUCCCAUCUUCUUCUUCUUCACAUUCACCGAUCACCUUGUCACCUUGCUUUUCGCACAUUUCGCCUCCCUACUACUACCAAUUAUAUAACCUUCGUUUAAGAACAACAUGCACUUUGCUUACCGUACCAAUGUAACAGGAAUCCCUCGAGUGCCCAGUUUCUAUCCGUAGGAACGCGGCCUUUUGUUGCAUUACUAGGCACCCAGCCUUGUCAAAUUCACACCAAUUCCAUCACGAGUCUACCGCCCACAAUGAAUUGCGACAUUUGCCAAAGGGCGCAUCACCCUCACAGGCUUCCCUUCUUCUGUGUGGUGGAUGCGAGAAACAAGCUAUACGAUGGACGACUAGCGAAUGCCGAGAUCCUUAUGAAGACCGAGGAGCUCGAGUCUCGAGUGACUAAGCUAUUGUCUGACGCCGAUGUAAGCUCAGACGCCCCAACCCGUUAUUCUCGGACGUACAUCGAGAGCUGCGCUACGGAGGAAUACAAAGCAAAAGAAAGGACCGAGAGGAUAAUAGCAGCAGCAGACAAGCUUCGCGACGAUGUUGCUGCGGCGAAGAAGGAGAUUGAAGAGCGUAAAGCCAGUAUUGCGCGCAAGAAGUCCGACCUUGCCACCACUUCGCAGGGUAUUACCGCAAGACGAACUAGACUAUUAGAGGAGCCUAACAAGGCUUCUAAAAUGAUUAGAUAUACUUGGGAUCGAGAAUACGGGGCUAUGACGCAGUACAGGAGUGCGUUGUGUAUGGAAGUAGCCAAGCUAUACAGGCUACAGCGUAUCAAGCGUGGGAAUCCCGUCCGAUUCGAAUACAAAAUCGGCGGCAUUGAUAUUAUCGAUUUGUGUAACAUGAAUAGUGCGCAACCCGAACUCAUAUCCGCGUCUCUCGCACAUAUCACACAUCUGCUCUGGCUUACCUCUCAUUACCUAUCCAUCCGUCUCCCGGCAGAAAUCACUCUCCCACAUAACGACUACCCGCGCCCAACCAUCUUCUCACUCACAUCAUCCUACCAUCAUGGCGACGUCGCCUUCCCGGGAACUUCCCUUCUCCCCCCUGACCCACGUGAUCGGCAAUUCGCCCACGUGCCCCACCCACGCCCCCUAUUCCUCGACAAACCGUUAUCUACCCUCGCGAAAGAGGACCCCGCCGCUUAUAACGCAUUCCUCGAAGCCGUUAUCCUACUAGCCUACGACAUCGUCUGGCUCUGCCGAACGCAAGGCGUCCCUGUCGGCGACAACAGCAACCAAUUAGAAGACUUCUCCCAACUGGGUCGGAACCUAUAUAACCUCCUCAUCAACUCCUCCCUCCAGCGCAGCCCACAGCAAAUCGCCGACGCCCCGCCAUCUCAGACCACCAGCCACAUCAACAGCAACAGUCACAGCGGCAGCGGCGUUAACGGCAGUAGCAGCCAUGGCGAUAGCAACAGUAGCACGGCGGCGGAACUCGGCAAAGCGGGGCCGAGAAUGGGCUUGUAUUCCCACGGCACCGCGCACACGUACCUCGGCAGCGCAGCGGGUAACGAGCUCACGCGCAGCUUCAAAAUGCCCAACGUCAUGAAAAUGGCGGACCGUCUGCGCGCGCGUCUACUCCGCGAGACUCCUGCGCCCGAGUGGGAGCUCCUCGAAGACGACGCGUGGACCCCCGACGACGCGCUCGACGACGGCGUGCUUGUCGGCGGAACGCCUGUCGGUAGGGGACAGUUGGGCGUCCCGGGCCAUAGAUUCGGCAUCGAGAGUUAUAUGAGCGUGAACACAGUUAAGAGCGGGAGUAGUGGCGAUCAUAAUCCGAACCCGAGAGUGCCGCAUGGCAGCGCGGUUCCGGGCAGGGAUCGCGAGAAGGGGGAUGUGAGGGGGACUAGUGGGUGGACGAAGGUGAAGUAUAGGUAAUUAGAUAGGUUUGUCUUCGGGUUGGCUGGAUUUGGGAAGGGGAUAGGUUGGUAGGGAGGGUGGAAUGGGAUAGAUACCUAGAUUAGACAGGUCGGGAUGGUGUGUUGAAUAGAAUAUACCCGUUGUCUAUUCAUGUCGGCUUCUUUGUUUGUUUGGAUGCAGUAGACAAGUGGUUUUAGUAGGGGAAUAGGGGAAGGCAGCAGAGAACGGUCCUUGGUUCGUGCUAGAAGCUCCUGUCUCGUAUCUUCCGGAGAAGUUGAGGUCUUACAGCGCUACUUGCUUACAUUCGAGGAAGUUGAACCAACAUCACUAUCUGGUCGUUCAGAGUAACAAAUCAUGAGUUUCGAUCAUGGUUUUACAUCUAGCACAAGCAUGCAGCUACCGGACGUGUUAGUAACAGC